Molecule: messenger RNA, 411 nt
Organism: Anastrepha ludens (Mexican fruit fly)
Lineage: Eukaryota; Metazoa; Arthropoda; Insecta; Diptera; Tephritidae
Exons: 2
Coding region: 1-411 (136 amino acids)
Source: RefSeq, a predicted model, not a curated record
AUGCGCAACACACUCACGUCUGGCUCGUUCGUUUGGUGCAUCGUCUUGCUUCUGCUGCUGCUUUGCACGCUCGGUGAGCACAAAGUCAAAGCCCAAUUCCGUUACUUUCCCGGCAUUUAUGGUGGCUAUGGUGGUGGUUACGGUGGUCUUGGCUACGGAAAUGGCUUUGGCGGCGGUGGUGGUUAUGGUGUGUAUCCCGGCCUUGGCGGUUAUCAGCCAUAUCCCUCCUACUUUGGUGGCGGCUAUGGCAACAUGUAUCCGUGUUACAGUGGCUACUUGUGUAGUGGUGGUUAUCCUGGCUAUGGAGGUUAUCCAUUUUACGGCAAUGGCAUGAAUACGGCGUACGCAAGUAGCAGUGGUGGUGGCAUGGCCAGUGCAUCGGCCAGCAGUGGUAGUGGCUUUUUUGGUUAG